GCUCAGACCAGCUGGAUCGCUGUUUCCAUUCAGGAGCUUAGUUGAAUGGAGAGGGAAGAGGGGUUAUUCACUAUCCAUCAGGGCAAUUCUGAGCCCGAUUUAUAGUCUUUAAAAGCCCGCACGAUAGCUGUAGCAUAACUGAGUUGGACGACAUACCAACGGCGGAUCAAUUAGUCAGACAAGGGGGGUCGUCGCUAACUAUUGUUGAAGGGAUCCGCCGGCAUUGUGGUAUUCUCCUCCCUACAUGCCAUGCAACCUGAGUGAUCUCACAACUCCCCCCAACAAAAAGCAUCAUGAAUCCUAUCCCAAUUAUAGUGUGCGGCAAAUCCCCCAAGGUUGCCACUGGUGUCAUUAAUCGCAUCCGACCGGUAUAUGAAGCGAUUCACAUUAUCCAGUCAGUCGAGGCUGGGGUGAGGGACAUUCCAUCGUUGAUAGAGGGACGUCCUCCUCCCUACAAGGAUACCGCAAAUCUCGGAACCCAAAAGUACGGCAAAAGGGCCGCAGCGGUCGUGGUCGGAGGUGGAUACGACGAUGCCAACUUCGCACAGCUACGAAGUGCCUGCGAAGGGAAGAGCAAGAUCCCGUGGCUGCGUCACGACAUAAGCAAGGACUUUGAUCCACGGCAACCUAGACGGGAGAUUGGGGUAGAAUAUGGCGAACAGACUGGGAAGAAAGUUGUGGAUUGCUUGCAGGAUUUGGCGCGGAGGGGGAAAAUGAAAGAGGAUGGGGUGUACUGGUUCUAGCUUUUGGAGGCACUUUUCUUUUCAGCCUCGCGGGAACUUCAACUUCCCUUCGCUUUUUACUUCUUAUAUUUUCCCUCAUACAAAAUCUGCUGCACCCUCGGAGUUAUCAUGAC
This is a messenger RNA of Aspergillus heteromorphus CBS 117.55, 856 nucleotides long. RefSeq lists its product as uncharacterized. Bases 294 to 743 code for a protein of 149 amino acids. The record is from RefSeq and is a predicted model, not a curated record. The transcript has 2 exons. NCBI's taxonomy places the organism in Eukaryota, Fungi, Ascomycota, Eurotiomycetes, Eurotiales, Aspergillaceae.